AUGCCCUCCUCAAAAAGAAAAAGAACGGAAAGGGUCUUUCGCCCUCCACCUAUUACCCCCUGUACCUCCAAGUCGAGGCCUGGUUUCGAUUCUCAUGUUACAAGCGAACCAACCACAACACAGAGAAGUUCAUUCUUCCAAGCAUCACCCUCAGUCACAAGACAGGAAAUAACUCCAUUCCGAGCAGAGACGCAUCUUGAAGAUGAUGACUCGGACAUUUUCCCUGAUGAUGACCUUGGCCAUAUCAUCGUCGCUAUCGACAUCAAGAAUCACGGGACCGUAGGAUGCUCAUAUUAUUCUGCAGAGAAAGAAACACUUUAUCUACUUGAGGAUAGUUCAUCGGGUGGAGUGGAGAUAGUUGAAGCUUUGAUUACACAGAUCAAGCCUACUGUCAUAUUGACACCACCGAGAGUUGAUAUUCUCGGUAUUCGAGGUCAAAAACAGAAUACUGCACAUGAGAGUGAUUCAUCAUCUUAUCUGCCAUAUCAAAUUGAUGUUUGUCCAACACAGGAUUUCAGUAUAUCCAGUGCGCAGAACAGACUGGUUGCCCUCGAUGUAUCAUCCUCUCACGAGGAUCGAGUUCGUUUCUUUGUGCCCCACGACGGUCUCACAGGAUCCGAGGAAGUGAAUCCUGAAGAAAUGGGAUUCACGCUCCAUGAAGGUCGACUUUUACACAUAUCGAGUUCUGUUGAUAUGGAGAAUCCCGUAACAAUGGGAUGCGUAGGCGCUGUCCUUACCUAUUUACAGAAACGAAGAGCCACAAGCACUGGUCUAGAACAUCCAGAUAGCUGCGGAUUCCGGGUUCGAGCUUUGGAAAUGUUCAGCUUGAAGGAUACUAUGUGGAUUAGUAGCAAUGCUUUGAUAUCUCUUCAGAUUAUCCAAUCCGAAUCCCAUCCCAACAUGUUCAACCAAGGCUCUGGGAAGAAAUCAUCUUCCGGGAAAGAGGGACUUUCACUUUUUGGACUCUUCCGUCGAUUUGCUUACACGCCUCAAGGUCGAGCAUUAUUGAAACAGAUAUUCUUCCGACCAAGUGUCAAUCUUGAUGUCAUUCGUGAAAGACAUGACUUCAUCGCAGUAUUCUCGCGACCGGAUAAUAUGGCUGCGGUCGAGAAAAUGGCGAAAACCUUGAAGCAUAUCAAGAAUCUUCGACCUACGAUGAUCAAUCUGCACAAAGGGAUCAACACAGGAAGUGGGAAUACAACUGGAUUCAAGGCUACUGUUUGGGAAAGCUUGCUAGCUUUUGCUUUCCACACAAUGGAUCUUCGUGUUUCCUUGCAAGAAAUUGCCGGGGCAGAAAGGUUGAGUUUGCCAACAAAGGCCCUUCGAGUAUUUGAAGCAGCACCACUACUCAGACUGGGACAAAUGAUUCAAGAGAUAGUUGACAUUGACGGCUCAGACGAACAAGGAAGAGCCGUGGUCAAACAGGGUCUUGAUCGAGAUCUUGACCGCAUGAAAGAUUGCUAUGACGGCUUGGGUAGUCUCCUCAAACAUGUCGCCCUCGAAAUCACAACCAACAUCCCGCGGGAUGUGGAAGUCGAUUUGAACAUUAUCUACUUUCCUCAACUUGGGUUCAAUAUCGCCAUUGGUCUCAAUGACAAGGGAGAGCCUGGGUACUCAGGAACUCGGGAGGACUGGGAGCUGGUAUUCAUUACAGAAACUCGAGCUUACUUCAAAGAUUUUCGCAUGAGAGAGCUGGAUGAGAAACUCGGCGACAUUUAUGGUUCGAUAUGCGAGAAAGAAAUUGAGAUCAUCUAUGAUUUGGCUCAGAUAGUACUCCAAUACGAGACUGUCCUAGUAGAGGCAUCUGAUGUCUGUGGAGAGAUUGAUUGCUAUCUUGCUCUUACACAGACUGCCAGCUUCUACCAUCUGACUCGGCCAAGGAUGACAUCUGAAAACUUGAUCCAGAUCAAGGGUGGCAGACACCUGUUGCAGGAGCUGACUGUGUCCUCCUAUGUUCCAAAUGAUACCUUGCUCAUGGGUGGGACUCAAAGCUCAGAGACAACCUCGUCCACGAAUGAAGCGCCCAGCAUGCUCUUGCUCACUGGACCAAAUUACUCGGGGAAGAGUGUCUACAUGAAGCAGAUUGCCCUAAUCGUUUAUCUGGCCCAGAUUGGGAGCUUUGUUCCGGCAGAGAGUGCAGCGCUGGGGAUCACAGACAAGAUAUUGACAAAAAUAAACACCCAAGAGAGUGUAUCAAAGAUUCAAAGCACCUUCAUGAAUGAUCUGCAGCAGAUUUCCCUUUGUCUCAAACAAGUCACUGGUCGGAGCUUGGUGCUUAUUGACGAGUUCGGAAAAGGGACGAAUGAAAGCGAUGGCAUCGGUCUAGCUUGUGGAAUAUUCGAGCAUUUGCUCAAUCUAGAAGAACCGCCGAAGGUCCUUGGUGCCACUCAUUUCCACGAGAUAUUCGAGAACGAUUUCCUUCCCUUGCGACCGAGGCUACAACUAGGGCAUAUGGAGGUCAAAGUUUGCGAGGAGACCCCAGAAAUAGAAGAUCAGGUCACAUACCUAUACAACUUUCGAAAGGGGCGAAGCAACAAGAGCUUUGGUACAAUCUGUGCCGCAAUCAAUGGUAUAGACGCUUCCAUUGUGUCACGCGCAAAUGAGAUCGCCUCACUUGCUGCCCGAGGGGAGAACCUCAUCGCCGCCUGUGCCGCCAUCACCGCUGAAGAAAUGCAGGCACUCCAGCACGCAGACUCAUUGGCAAGAAAAUUCCUCGAAGUAGACCUCACAGGCACCGAGGGCUCGCAGCGGGAUGCAAAAUCCAUUUUUGAAGAUCUUUUCGAGUCAACCGACUAG
Molecule: messenger RNA, 2796 nt
Organism: Penicillium malachiteum
Lineage: Eukaryota; Fungi; Ascomycota; Eurotiomycetes; Eurotiales; Aspergillaceae
Product: MutS family protein MSH5
Exons: 17
Coding region: 1-2796 (931 amino acids)
Biological process (GO): chiasma assembly; mismatch repair
Cellular component (GO): nucleus
Molecular function (GO): ATP-dependent DNA damage sensor activity; ATP binding; mismatched DNA binding
Source: RefSeq, a predicted model, not a curated record